CGUCCGAAAUCAUUGCGAAUUUGGUGUUGGGUGCGAUGGCCGGUUUAGUAGAGAUAACCUGUUGGUGUUUAGUGUUGAACCUGGGACUUCUUACAGCUUUGCCUACUGAGCCACAGCUUGGACAUGGCAAUUCAGAAGAUGUCUUUACAAAAUCACAAACUGCAUCCCUGAUCACCGGCGCAGGGUACCCCCAGGAGUCUCACCGCGUGGCGACCAGUGACGGCUACCUGCUGACGCUGCACCGGAUCCCACACGGCAAGGGAGCCCCGUCAGGAGUGCGGAGGACCCCUGUCUUCAUCAUGCACGGCCUCACGGGCACGUCGAGCGCGUUUGUGCAGCAGGCGCCUGAGUUCGCUUUAGGCUUCAAUUUAGCCGACGCGGGCUACGACGUGUGGCUCGGCAACGCGCGCGGCAACCGGCAGUCCCGCGCGCACGCCACGCUGGACCCCGACACCGACGCCAUCGCCUUCUUCGACUUCAGCUGGGAGGAGAUAGGCCUCCGCGACCUCCCCGCCAUGAUCGACUACGUCCUAACCACCACCGCCUUCGACAAACUCCACUACAUCGGCCAUUCGCAGGGAGGGACGGCGUUCUUAGUCCUGAAUUCUAUGCUCCCGGAAUAUAAUGACAAGUUCUAUUCGGCUCAUCUGUUGGCCGGGGUCGGGUAUAUGGCUCAUUUCCCGGAUAUUCGACUCGCCACUAUAUCGCAGUCUAGUAAUGAGAUUUAUGCUUUAGCAUUAAGCUACGGUGUAGUGGAAGUGGUGCGGGCCUCGUUUACUGUGAACUCGCUAACGGACUUGCUGUUUCCUCGCUCAAGAACCAAUGUCGAUUGCAACUCUACUGACGCUGCUGUGCAACCAUUCUGUAACACUGUCACGAUGAUGCGGAAUAAUGAACAACCUGAUGUAAGCAACAUAAUAUCACAACUAGCGGGCGCCAACGGCGGCGCUUCUAUAAAGCAAUUCGCGCAUUACGGUCAAAACAUCGCGUCCAAACUGUUCAGACGUUGGGACCUGGGACCAGGCAACGUCCAAGCAUACGGCACCGAGGCACCCCCUUUAUACAACCUCAGUCUUAUAACAGUGAAUACGACGAUGCACUACACAGUGUCUGACUACCUGGUGGAUGAGCGGGAUGUGCUAGCCAUGGUGGACGCUAUGCCCAAUGCCGUAGCGCGCAAAGUCGCUCGGGAGACCUUCACGCAUUCAGACUUCAUAAUCACGGACGAUGCUAAGGAGCUCGUCAACGAUUAUAUUAUUGAAGCUUUCGGUUAUAUGGAGGAAGAGAUAAAUGGUGAGAUAGAUCCCAUAACGCCACCAAAUGUUCCUGAUUCAUCAACCACGUUGUCUUUGGGUGUUCUAUUGCAGGUAUAUUUAAUUGCGUAUAUCUUAAAUUUAUUGUAGGUAAUAGUAGGUACUUUUAAGAAGUUGUAAGUGUACUUACAUAAAAUAUAAAGAAUAAGAUGAGA
Plutella xylostella (diamondback moth) is the source of this 1468-nucleotide messenger RNA. RefSeq names its product lipase 3. Gene Ontology annotation, molecular function: hydrolase activity, acting on ester bonds. Lineage: Eukaryota; Metazoa; Arthropoda; Insecta; Lepidoptera; Plutellidae. Gene Ontology annotation, biological process: lipid metabolic process. The record is from RefSeq and is a predicted model, not a curated record.